AUGGGUGAAGUUUGCUCCGCCAUGAUUCAAAGAAAGAGGCUCCCACCAAAGUGUAAAGAUCGAGGUAUGUUUGCUAUUCCUUAUAAAAUAGGCAAUGUAGGGAUUAAGAGAUCUAUGUGUGAUUUAGGAGCUUCUAUAAAUGUCAUACCUUUAUCUGUUUACUCAUCUUUCAAGGGUUGUCCCUUGAAAGAAACGCGUAUUAUUAUUCAAUUGGCAGACAGGUCUAUAGUGUAUCCCGUGGGAUUGCUAGAAGAUGUUUUGGUUCAGGUUGGUGAUUUAAUUUUUCCAGCAAAUUUUUCCAGCAGAUUUUAUUACUUAAUAUGGAGGAUGAUUAAAUCCUCGACUGUAAGUGAUUAUUGCUUGGGAGACCUUUUUCUCCGCAACUGUCUCCGCACUGCAAGGACAAAAAUUGAUGCGUAUGAAGGCACAUUAUCUAUGGAGUUCGAUGGUGAGAAAGUCGAAUUUAAUGUUUAUGAGGCUAUGAAGAAUAUUAAUAUGGACAGCAUUAAAGAGAUUGAGGAAAGCUUCUUGGUUAAUGAAAGUGUACAGGAAAUUGUGUGCGAGAUGGAGACAAAUCAGCCCCUAAUGAGCAGCCGUAGUCAUAUUGUUUUGCUUUCUCACCAUGAGAAGCUUUUACCAUCUGUUUUGCAGGCACCCAAGUUGGAGUUGAAACCGCUACCCGACCACUUAAAAUAUGCAUUUUUGGGGAAUGGAGACACAUUGCCUGUUAUCAUCUCCAGCAAACUUAGUGAGGUUGAAGAAGAGAGCUUGGUUCAAAUUCUUCUAGAAGAAGGCAGCAAACCCACAAAAGAAGCUCAAAGGAGGUUGAAUCCACCUAUGAUGGAGGUGGUGAAGAAGGAAAUACUGAAGUUGUUAGAUGCUGGUAUGAUUUACCCGAUUUCUGACAGUAAAUGGGUAAGCCCUGUACAGGUAGUGCCUAAGAAGACAGGAAUUACUGUAGUGGAGAAUGCUGAAGGAGAGUUGCUUCCUACAAGAGUUCAAAAUGGGUGGAGGAUGUUUCUUUCAAAUACCAGUGGCACCCGAAGACCAAGAGAAGACGACUUUCACUUGCCCUUUUGGUACAUGUGCUUAUCGACGGAUGUCGUUCGGUCUUUGCAACGCACCAGCCACAUUCCAAAGGUGUAUGGUUUCUACAGACGCUUUAUUAAGGAUUUUUCAAAGAUAGCUCAACCGCUUUGCAAGCUUUUGCAAAAAGAUGUGUCUUUUGUGUUCGAUGAGGAGUGUAGAAAAGCAUUUGAUAUGUUGAAGGAGAAGCUCAUUUCUGCUCCAAUAGUCCAACCACCGAACUGGAACUAUCCUUUCGAGAUUAUGUGCGAUGCGAGUAACUAUGCUGUAGGGGCUGUUCUUGGACAGCGUAUUGAGAAGAAUCCUCAUGUCAUAUACUAUGCAUCAAGAACACUGGACAAUGCCCAAUGCAACUACUCUACCACACAGAGAAAAAGAGCUUUUUGGCGAUUAGUGUUAUGCUUUGGAAAAGUUCAGGUCGUUUUGUUAGGAACAAAGGUGAUAGUUUUCUCUGCACCAUGCAGCAUUGAGUUGGAUUGGAUUCUUUUGCUUCAAGAGUUUGAUAUAGAGAUAAGAGAUAAAAAGGGGUCCGAGAAUCUUGUUGCUGAUCACCUUAGCCGGUUGAUUUUGAAUGAAAAGUCGUCACCAUUGGACGAUGAUUUUCCGGAUGAGCAACUCUUUAGCUUCCAAAAAGUUGUUCCAUGGUAUGCUAAUAUAGUGAAUUAUUUAGUUGCAGGUACUUUACCAGAAAACUUAACUAGAGCUGCAAAAGAUAAAAUCAAGAGAGAUGCUAAGUAUUUUGUUUGGGAUGAUCCAUACUUGUGGAAGUUUUGUUCUGACCAGGUGAUUAGAAGAUGUGUUAUGGAUGUGGGAAGAUGUGUUAUGGAUGUGGAAGUGCCAUCCAUUCUGAAAAUUCUGCCAUUCAUCAAGCUUGUGGAGGUCAUUUUGGUCCUCAACGAACAGCUCGCAAGAUUUCUGGGAGUGUGGACUUUUUCUGGCCAUCAUGUUUAA
Molecule: messenger RNA, 2037 nt
Organism: Jatropha curcas
Lineage: Eukaryota; Viridiplantae; Streptophyta; Magnoliopsida; Malpighiales; Euphorbiaceae
Source: RefSeq, a predicted model, not a curated record